AUGGCAGAAGCUACCGCUCCUCCCUCCCCCUCGUCGUCCUCGGACCCGCUCCCCGACACCAUCUUCUCGCCCGUCCACCUCGUCAAGCGCGGCUGGUGCACCGUCGCCAACGACAAGAAGCGCGCACCGGCACCGCACAAGCUCUACUACGAGCUCCACGGCGACGACAAACCCUCGAGCCACCGCCUCGUCUUCAUCAUGGGCCUCAACAACUCGUCGUUCGCCUGGCACCACCAAGUGUCGCACUUUGCCGCCCUGCCCGGCUACGCGGUCCUCGUGUUCGACAACCGCGGCGUCGGCUGGUCCGACACCCCGCUCGGGACGUACUCGACGUCCGAGAUGGCCAAGGACGUCGAGGAGCUGCUCGACUACGUCGGCUGGACCGAGGACAAGUCGCUCAAUGUGGUCGGCGUGUCGAUGGGCGGCAUGCUCGCCCAAGAACUGGCCCUCCUCAUCCCGACCCGCAUUCGCACCCUCCUCCUCACCUCGACCCAGUCGGGCUCGCGCUUCACCCUCCCGCCGUGGAAGGCGGCGAGCAUGUUCCUGCGCCUCAGCUCGGGCACGGUCCGCACCCCGGCGGCCCAGAUCGAGCUCGUCACCAACACGCUUUUUCCCGAGGCGUGGCUCGACGAGGUGGUGCACGAGGAGGGCGAGUUCAAAGGCAAGACGCGCAGGGACCAGGUCGAGGCGGACUUUUUGCGGCGUUACCACAUCGGCCGUCGACAAACGCCUCGAGGGCAGCUUGGACAGAUGGUCGCCGUCAUGAAGCACCGUGUCUCGACUGAGCGCCUCGCCCGACUCGCCGCGUCCGUGCCGCACAUCGCCAUCAUCCACGGCACCGACGACAACCUCAUCCAUGUCGACCGCGCUCACGAGCUCCACAAGGACCUUCCGGGCUCGCGGCUCAAGAUCGUCGAGAACGCCGGGCACGCCUUGCCGAGCCAGAUCAAGAACGACUACAACGCCUGGAUCCAGGAGCACGUCGAGCGGGAAGGCUGAGCCGUCUCGACGAGUCGCUGUACAUACGUGUCCGCCUGCAACGUGGUCGAGUUGUUGUC
Rhodotorula graminis WP1 is the source of this 1058-nucleotide messenger RNA. RefSeq lists its product as uncharacterized. Bases 1 to 999 code for a protein of 332 amino acids. NCBI's taxonomy places the organism in Eukaryota, Fungi, Basidiomycota, Microbotryomycetes, Sporidiobolales, Sporidiobolaceae. The transcript is spliced from 7 exons. The record is from RefSeq and is a predicted model, not a curated record.